AUGGCAGACGCCUAUGCACAGGCAGUCUCUUCCCUGCGUGAACAAGCAGAGAGGGCGACGGAUUCACUGAUGAAAAAUGGCCCACGCCUGUUGAUUAUGGGCGGAAGUGGAGUGGGCAAAAGCAGUGUGGUGAAUGCUUGCUUCGGGCGGCACGUGGCAAACGUCAGUCACUCGAUUCCCUGUACGUCAUCCAUCAGCCAUUUUCCACCCACGGAGCGGUGCCCCAUCCACUUGUAUGACACCAAAGGAUUUGAAACUCAGAGCAACAACGAGGACAUUCUGAGGGAUCUCCGUCAGCUACUGCAAGAACGCCGAGACGCCAGUGCCAGUAAAUCCUCACUGGAAGAGCGGAUGGCCGAACGGCUUCAUGCAGUGUGGUGGGUGGUGGAUUUCCGUUUGGAGGUGGUGCUCUUCAACACAGUCGCCAAGCUUUUUGAAGAUGAUGAGGUGCCAAUCUUCGUCAUUUUGAACAAGUGCGACCGAGCAAAGGCUGAGGUGGAAGAAUGCUUGAAGGCUACUUCGGAUCGGUGCACUGGGGCAACAGCUGUGAUCCCAGUGGUUGCUGCAGCAAAGCAUGGUCCAAUGUUGAAACUCUGCGAGGCUUGUGACAGUGAAGAGAUUCUCAUCAUGUGCAACGCACGAAAGUCCUUCUAUGUUUGUCAAAAUUCUGACUGCCAACAGUGUGAUCAACAGCAAAAAGUAAAACCGGCCUACGGCAUCGAGAAACUGUUUGAAGAGACGACGGCACGCUUGCCAGUAUUGGUCGCCAAGUCUUUUCGCCAAGCCGAACUGGAGUGUUUCCAUGACCUGCAGCACAACGCUCACGCAAUCAUUGUUGGAUUCGCAAGCGUCGCAGCUGCUGCUGGAGCAACACCAGCGCCAUUCAGCGACUUUUUCCUCCUGACAGGCAUUCAAGUGGCCAUGGUUUGA
Messenger RNA from Cladocopium goreaui, 930 nucleotides. The record is from the annotation of a GenBank genome assembly. NCBI's taxonomy places the organism in Eukaryota, Dinophyceae, Suessiales, Symbiodiniaceae.